CAAUAAUACUAUAGACGCUGUGGGCGUGUGGUCUCUGUGGGGUUGUCUUGUCUUGUUGUUAAUUAAUAUGCAACUAUAUUUUUGGCCAAUUCUGCCGUAAAGCAUUGAUACGGCUUGCGUUGUUCAGACAUGGCCAGAUAUACUGUGUCGCACUGACUCGCACAUAUUGGCGCGUGCUACUAACACCAACUCGUAGCCGCGUGGGUGGAGCGCCCAACAGCUGAGCAUCCAUGUCGUCACUGGCGCGGCUCAUCGGGCGACAACUGCAAAGAAACGCGCACGCAACCGGCACACAAGCCAAGCCAGCGCAACAACCUGCACGAAGCCGAUCAACUGCUGCAUUUCAAUGCGUGUGUAAAGAGUGGCGGUAUUUUGUUGCCUCGCUCAGCUCCAGGCAGCGCUUGUCCCGGCCAAGUCCGCAUCCCCCCGGAUCGCCCGGUAUAUCAAAAUACCGCUUCAUUGAUAUCCGCCAUCGUGACGCUCGCCGCAAAGAGACUGCCCUAUCGUAUUCGGCACCAUGCAUCAUUUAGCCAAAGACACAUUGGAUGCAUACCGCGCCGCAUUUGCGCAGGAGGUCGCGGCUGGACUGCGCCGCCCAUACAGUAUCCCGUACGUGCUGGUGCCCAUGUUUGGCAUCACGACGCUAUGGCUUGCGAUCCCACAUACCAAGCGCCCGUGGGUAUACCAUACACGAUGGCUUGUUACAGCAUUGGUAGUCAUAUUGAACCUGGAGCAUACAUUUCGAGUGUCUAGCCCCAAUAUCGCCGCGUCGUAUGCUUCAGGCACAGCGGCUACAUGGGGAUCUAUGACCUGCUUGAAUCUACUGAUUUGGACAAGACCUCAAUUUGAAGCGGCAAGAGUUGUGUCUAUAAAACGAAAAGCGAGGGCGAGUGGAAAUUCUGAAGCCACGAAUGGAAAUGGCACUGCUGCUCGACGCCGUCGUGUCAAUGGCAACGGCCAGACGAAUGGACACGGCCAUCACGACAAUAAAGAAGAGCUUGUUCAUGUUUGGCAAAAGUUUCCUGAGAAUGAAUCAUUUCUUAACCGGCUUGGAUGGUCUUGGGACCUGGUAUCGAGUUUUCGCGGCGCAGGCUGGAACUGGUCCUCCUCGGCUAUCCCUCGACCAGCAGACAUCCUCGAAACCAUUGUAGAUGGAUCAAUCGUCGAUGUAUCUACUAUUCCUCUAGUCACGGCAUCUGGCUAUGUGCGCUGCGCAACUAAACGCGAUUUUGUCUGGAGCAGAGCCCGCACAUUGCUAAUGUCGUAUCUCCUGCUCGACUUUCUCACCAGCUUCAUGAUCAACGACCCAUACGCUAUUCUCGGUCCUGAUCAACCGCACCAUCUAUAUCCGCUGCCAUGGUAUCUUGCAUCGCUACCAGCACCUGCGCUGCUCCUCUACCGCGAAAUCUUCUCCAUGGUAGCCAUCCUCGCCACAGUUGAUGGCGUGUUUGCCGCGGCAGAUCUCGUCCAGUAUUUUGUCAUCAAGAGGUUCUUCCCAUUGAGGGACAACACGUGGAUGUACGCCUCUACAUAUGGGUCCUUCUCGCAGGUCCUUGAUCGUGGCCUCGCAGGCAUGUGGGGAGCCUGGUGGCAUCAGACAUUCCGGAUUCAGUUUCUUGCGCCAGCGACCUGGAUGAUCCGUCACGGCUAUCUUCAGAAAGGCACACUCUUUACUGCCAUCCUUUCCAUGUUUAUCAGCUUUACACAGUCAGGCCUGAUGCACAUGUCAGGCAGUGUGUCUUCUAUGCCGCAGACAAAGCCGUGGCGGCCACUGCUCUUCUUCCUUUGUCAGGGCGUAGGCAUUUGCAUUCAGCAGGUUAUCCUGGCCAUCUUGAAGCCUGUGUCGAAAGCAGCCCCGAGGGCCAUCUGCCGGGCAAGCAAUUUCUUGUUCGUGCUUGGGUGGUUGUUCUUGACGGCGCCGCUGUUUGUUGAUGACUUGGCUGCGCUAGGCCUGUGGCUCCUGGAGCCCGUCCCUGUAUCGCUGUUCCGUGGACUUGGCAUGGGCGAGCCUGGUGCUGGGUGGUUGCGAUGGGACAGAUAUUAUGUGGCACAACCGCAUCUUGAUAAAAAUUGGUUUUUGAGCGGGCUUGUCAUUUAGU
Molecule: messenger RNA, 2099 nt
Organism: [Torrubiella] hemipterigena
Lineage: Eukaryota; Fungi; Ascomycota; Sordariomycetes; Hypocreales; Clavicipitaceae
Source: the annotation of a GenBank genome assembly